AUGGAGCCUACCAUCCAGGAGCCUCCAAUACUUAUUACUGAUGAUGAUGAUGAUGACAAUGAUAGUAGUGAUUUGGAGGGUCCUGUGCUCGAAGACUUGUGUGAUCAGGGCCAAAUUUCCUCAGCUGAAAAAGAGCUGGCUGAGCUUGCUACCUUCCGUCGCACAUCAGAUGCUGGUGUUGGUGAGCAAGACUUUGGUAAAAAUCUCUGCCAGCCACCAAAUGGUCUUAAGCCUAACCUAGAGAUUUUAGAUAGAAAGUUGCCAUCUGAUGAUGAGCCUGUGUCUGUGGUGGAACAACCGAAGAAAAGAAAGGAAAAAACCAAAAAUCUCUGUGUGACACCUGCUGUUAAAGAACGAAAGACACGUGGGCCUUCAAAGAAAAAACCCACAGCAACUGAAGUUGAAAAAGGCAAGACUGGCCACUCUGUGUGCAAAGUACCUGGAUGUUUCUUGCGUGAUGUUGAAAACUUGAAACAAUAUUCUGGAAAGAAUUUCAAGAAGAAUAAGGACGAACUGGUUGAGAAAAUCUGCCACCUGUUUAACAGCUCUGUCUUUGAUAAAAAGCUGCCGGAGAAGAUGGAUAUCAGCUGGAGCAACAAGAUGCUGAGAACUGCUGGCUUAUGCACCACUGGCAGGAAGAAGAGGGAGCCCUAUGCCAAGAUUCAGAUUUCUCUGAAAGUCUGUGAUUCUGCAGACCGACUCCGGGAUACCCUGAUCCAUGAGCUAUGCCAUGCAGCCUCCUGGCUGUUCGAUGGUGUCUGUGAUUCUCAUGGUGAUGCAUGGAAGUAUUAUGCCAAUAAAUGCAACAUGGUGCACCCGGAGCUGCCCAAGAUCACCCGUUGCCAUAACUAUAAGAUUAACUACAAGAUUUAUUAUGAAUGUACUCAGUGCAAAGCCAGAUUUGGCCGCUAUAGCAAAUCAUUGAAAAUCGAUCGCUCCGUCUGUGGCAGAUGUGGGAGGCCUCUGGUCAUGGUGCCAUUAACUCGGAAAGAUGGAACCCCCAUUAAGCCCCAUGUGAGACCAUUUGCCAGAUAUGUGCAGGAGAAUUACACAAUAGUUAUGAAGGAGGUCAUCGGGAAUAACCAUGGGGAUGUGAUGAAGAAGCUUGGCAAAGAUUAUCUUGCCAAAAAACAAAAGCAACUUCUUUAAAGUUAUCUAAGAGUAUUCUUAUGUGAGCUGGAUUUUUUCCUGCUAGGAGGUUUCAGAAAAAUCUCUGUUUCUGUGAAGUUAUGAAUAAAAUGAUGUUUCU
Messenger RNA from Galeopterus variegatus (Sunda flying lemur), 1249 nucleotides. RefSeq names its product acidic repeat containing (gene GCNA). Gene Ontology annotation, cellular component: nucleus. The transcript is spliced from 6 exons. Bases 1 to 1149 code for a protein of 382 amino acids. NCBI's taxonomy places the organism in Eukaryota, Metazoa, Chordata, Mammalia, Dermoptera, Cynocephalidae. The record is from RefSeq and is a predicted model, not a curated record.